AUGGUGACGAGAACAAAAAAAAUAUUUGUUGGCGGCCUUUCCGCUCCAACCACUCUUGAGGACGUGAAAAACUACUUCCAACAGUAUGGACGGAUUGAAGACGCAAUGCUCAUGUUUGACAAACAGACUAACCGGCAUCGAGGUUUUGGUUUUGUUACAUUCGAAAAUGAAGACGUUGUGGAUAAAAUUUGUGAAAUUCAUUUCCAUGAAAUUAACAACAAAAUGGUUGAAUGUAAAAAAGCCCAGCCGAAAGAAGUUAUGAUGCCGAAUGCCCUUGUCCGUGGGAGAGGAACAGGCAGAGGGGCCUUUGACCUUGUUUGGCCACUUGGAGCCCUAACUGAUGAUUCUGACGUCCUGUGUACCCCCCUGUCUUCAGUAGGGUUCCCGGCCUAUAGCUACGGACGGGCAAGUUACCCAGGAUACCCAGGUUUUGGCCACUUGUUUGCAGGCUUCCCUGGAUUUAGUUACAUCCAUCCACCACCUACGACAGACCGGCCACCCGCCACCCUUUAUGCUGACCAUUACACCACUACUCCAGCUCUCACCCCUAUUACUAACAUCACCCGAUCCGAGCCCUCUUCCAUAGCAAUUAAUAAUAGUUACUUACCUAGGGAUCAUUAUAUACAACAACGACAUACAGUGGAACUAAAUGGCCAGCAGACCUCAGCGCCUCUACUAACCCAAGCUUUAUCAGUGAUAAAUAACUAUGGGCCCACGGGGUUUGCUCCGCCCACCUCCCCUGCCAACAACCGUGGGUUUCCUGCCACGAAUAGUCCGGGACCGAUUGACCUGUACAGUUCGAACCAUGACACCAUGGGAUACGUCCAGGCCACUAGCCCUCAGCCAUCUGGGUUUCCCCCUAUCGCUGUCAGCAGGGGUCCUCUGAUUGCAGCAGCUUUCACUAACGGAUAUCACUGAAGUUGACCAGCAUUAGUAAGCUAGGAUAAGUUGGAUCCUCAGGGAAGAACAGAAAGAUGCUGUGACUUCUGGUUUUCUGAAUAAAAUGGACUUUAUGGACUAUAUAUUGCACUUGUGUCUGGGUGAGCCUAUGUUUAAUAUGAUAAUAAACUAAGAUCCAGUAAAAGGCUAACCUGCUAAUCUGUGGAGAUCUUCAAUGUAAUUAAGAGUUGGAGGCUAGACGUGGAGCAGAAGGAAGGUGUUAUUUUGUUGAUUUUCCUUUGCUGGUGAAGUACUUACUCGAUCAGAAGACUUGGAUUCAAAGGCAAACUUUUUUUUUUCGGUUUUCGAAAAACAUGGUUGAUGUUGUAAAAAUGUCUUGUUGAACUGAUAACCAAGUAGGCCUAUACUUCGAGGUCAUCAGUUACUUUGAUCGUUACUAAUACUGUCUCCAUAGUAACCACUCUGGGGGCUUUUGUUUGUUUCUUUGUCUAAUUGUGAUCCAGCCUGGUCUGAUGUUAUUUGGGAUUGAUAAAGUCCAGUUAAUAAAAUAAAAAUAAAAAAGAGAGAGACUGUAUACCUCUUUUUACUGUGAAAUUUACAUAAUUCUAAUCUUUUUGUGUGUGUGUGUAUGUGUGUUUAACAUUUGUUCUUUCACUAUGUACCACAUUAUUAGGUAAUACAUCAUUACAAUAACAAGUGUGUGUUCUAAUGAAAAGUUGGUAGUUAGGCCUCUCUUUCUUUAUCUUUGUAUUUUUUAACUUUGAUCUUUUUACUUUUUUUUUUCGAGUAUUUAACUCAUAUUUUUAUGCAAAUUUUCAUACACUCGAAAAGUAGAAGCAUAAAGUUUAUGAAAUAAACACAAAACCUUAAUAACUAGCAAUUGUAACAAAUAUAGACCUCUUUAGUUUGAAAACUGCUAGUUUAAUCUGUGAACAUUUAUCAAGAUAGAGUCAAAUAAUUUGUUUUACAUAUUGUAGUCCUAUUAAUACAACAAAGACUUAUCUUAUCCGAUAGAAAAUGCUUCAUACAAUAUGCUAAAUAUUUAAAGAUUUUUUUUAAAAAUGAAUUUCGAAGUUGUGUAUUACGAUAUUUUCUUUAAACGUUAUGGCUGAGUGCAAACCUCGUUUUCAUCUACUCGGACUGCAUCUUUGUAACCGCCUAAGUCUGGUGACGUAAGCCUAAAACUCGAGAUACAAAUGCAAAGACAUUCGUAUUUCAAAUAAUCUUUAUUCAAAAAUGAUUUAUUAUCAUUAUGUUCGAAGCGCAGAUCAGAGUAUAAUGUAGCUUGGUUGAACAAGUUUCAUUAGAAUUAGAGUUAAAACGGGUAAAUCUUGUUAUAGUAUAGAAGAAAGAUCCCGUCACUCCACGUUUUUCUUUUGAGCUUUAGAACGUUUUCUAACGCUAUUUAAAAUGAGAUAGUGGUGUGCGUGUUGUGUGCGUUGUUUGUCUAUAUUUGAUUCUGAACGUGUUAGAAGUAUUUGAACGCUAACCGUAUUGAUUCUACUCGAGAAACAGUCGUUGCUUUUAAGUUUUUAUCAGACUAGAUUUAUUGGUAAUAUUUGGCGCUUAUUAUUAUUGUUCAUUCAUUGUAUAAUGUUGUUAGGUUAAUCUAAGUGGAUAGUCAAUUUGGUCACCAGCAGUAAUAUGCUCGAGACGCGUUUUCAGUCGAGAUCAUGAUCAACUACUGUUAGGCUUAACCAAUUAUUUGCAUGAAGAAUGUAAUUGUCUGAACGUUCACCCUUCAACGGUUUAAAAUGUUUUUUCGCAAUCUGAAAGACAGCUGGAUUUUUUUUAAGUGUUUUGAUAAAAUUUAUUGUUUUUCAAGACAGAGAUAUUGUUCGAAUAAGGCUCGUAAAAACGAAUCGUUUUAAGUAAAAUUUUAAAAUAUGUCGUUUUUUUUAAUAUCUUACAAGUGUCACUUUUCCUUUGGCCUCACAAUUUCUCAUAGUAGAAUAUUUGGGAGAAAAGUCUUGGCGUAGAACUUAGCUUUACUUUUUACGUUUAUUUUCAAACAUUUGAGGUAUUAACUUUGUAUAAAAAGGUAGUAAACAAUAUCAUACUUUUCUCAAAUAAACUAUUUCAGCUCGAACUGAACUUUGUAUAAAUUGAACAAAUCUGUUGUCAGUCCUUUUAGAGUAAAAAUAUAGACUAAUGCACUAUUUAUGCUUUAUCACGAGGCGUGAACAAGGCCACAUGAUUUAAAGAGAAAAUAAAUUUUGUUUUUGUUUUAAGUAAACUUUUUAAUUUAUACGUGUAUAUAUAUAUAUAUAUA
Molecule: messenger RNA, 3172 nt
Organism: Limulus polyphemus (Atlantic horseshoe crab)
Lineage: Eukaryota; Metazoa; Arthropoda; Merostomata; Xiphosura; Limulidae
Product: RNA-binding protein Musashi homolog Rbp6-like
Exons: 11
Coding region: 1-918 (305 amino acids)
Cellular component (GO): cytoplasm
Molecular function (GO): RNA binding
Source: RefSeq, a predicted model, not a curated record